AUGCGCCGCUUCAACAGCGUGACUGUUGAUCAAGAAGCGCACACAGCUGUUAUUGGAGCUGGUGGGAGACUGGGUAAUAUUGCUCUGGCUCUUUACGACCAAGGCAAGCAAGCCAUCAGCCACGGAACAUGUCCUGGUGUUGGUGUAAGCGGUCUCACUCUUCAUGGAGGCUAUGGCAUGUCCUCUCGCCUGCACGGCCUGACUCUCGACCAACUUGUCUCUGUAACUGUCGUCCUCCACAACAGCAGCGUAGUAACCGCGUCACCGACCUCCAACCCCGACCUCUUCUGGGCCCUACGAGGCGCAGGCGCCGCCUUCGGCAUCGUCACCGACUUCAAAUUCAAAACGUUUGACGCCCCCGAAAGCAACCUCGUAUUCUCCUACAACCUCUCCCCAUCCAACACAUCGCAACUCGCCAACAUCCUGACCGUCCUCCAAAACUUCACCAUCCACGAUCAACCACCUGAGCUAAACAUGCGCAUGUUCCUCCCCAACCAACUAACUGGCGUAUACUACGGCAACCGCAGCGCCUUCGACACCAUCAUGAACCCGCUGCUUACCAAACUCAACAUCCCGCUCGAGGGACGCGGCGCAGGUACCGUUUCAGCGAAGAAAUGGAUCGACACUUUGACCUCCUUUUCCAACGGCCCGCUGCCCCAACCAGAAAUAUACGACUACCACGAGAACUUCUACGCCAAGUCCCUCAUGCCGGAGUACCUCUCGCCCGCCGCCAUGACCGCCCUCGCAGACUACUACUUCACCACCGCGCGCAACAUCCGGGGUCGCUCAUGGUACCUCCUCAUCGACAUGCACGGCGGCUCCGGCUCUGCCAUCUCCAAAGUACCCGCGGAUGAGACCUCGUACUCGCACCGCAACGCCGUCUUCAAGAUGCAGUUCAACGACCGCAUUUUCCCCGACAGCGCGACGUACACGCCCAAGAUGAUGGAGUUCUUGAACGGCUGGGUCGAUGCGAUUGAAAAGGCGAGCGAGGGCGAGCAGUUUGGCAUGUAUAUCAAUUAUGCGGAUACAAACCUUACCAAGGCGGAUGCGCAUUCGAGGUAUUGGGGAGAGCAUUAUGAGAGGUUGGUAGGGAUUAAGGGCGUGUAUGAUCCGCAGAAGGUGUUCGAGGGGCCGCAGUUGGUGGGGAGCUAG
Messenger RNA from Alternaria viburni, 1152 nucleotides. RefSeq lists its product as uncharacterized. The transcript is spliced from 2 exons. Bases 1 to 1152 code for a protein of 383 amino acids. The record is from RefSeq and is a predicted model, not a curated record. Gene Ontology annotation, molecular function: oxidoreductase activity; FAD binding. Lineage: Eukaryota; Fungi; Ascomycota; Dothideomycetes; Pleosporales; Pleosporaceae.